AUGCGGACCUCAUUAUCUACUACUGUCUGUCUCGGCCUCCUUCUCCCUGCCGCUCCGACCCUUUGCAACCCUCUCGACGCUGUUAACUCGAACGCUGAAUCCAUCCGCCAUGACUCCGCUCAACUCCAACCCUUGAAACCCCUCAACACCGCCCAUCCUCUCGCAGUACGCUCGCCCGACUGGGGAUGCGCUGAGGACAACAAGCGAUGCGGUAUAAUGUGUAUUCCAAAGGACCAAGAAUGCAAACCCGAGGACAAUGACGGGUGUGCCAAAGACAACAAGCGAUGCGGUUUGAACUGUAUUCCCAAUGAUCAAGAAUGCAACCCCGAUGACAAUGACUGGUGCUCCAAGGAUAAUAAGCGAUGCGGUUUCUCAUGUAUUGACAAGGACCAGGAAUGCAAUAGUGAAAAUGCCGGCUGGUUUUGGGAUUGGCGGAGGAGCCUCGAGCAUAAUCCCCUUGCUCUUGCAGCUCGCUCGCCUGAUUGGGGAUGUGCUGAGGACAACAAACGAUGUGGCAUCAUGUGUAUUCCGAAGAGUGAGGAAUGCAACGGUGAGACUGGUGGUUGGGAUUGGUGGAAGAGGAGUCUUGAGGCUAGGUCAAAUGCUGUCGCAGUGCGCUCGCCUGACUGGGGAUGUGCUGAGGAUAACAAAAGGUGCGGCAUUAUGUGUAUUCCAAGGAGCGAGGAGUGCAAUGGCGAAACUGGUGGCUGGGAUUGGUGGAAGAGGAGCCUUGAGGAUAAUUCCCAUGCUCUUGCAGUGCGCUCGCCUGAUUGGGGAUGUGCGGACGAUAACAAGCGAUGUGGAAUCAUGUGUAUUCCUAAGACGGAGGAGUGCAACCCCAACUAUGGAUGCUCUGACAAUAACAAGCGAUGUGGUAUCAUGUGUAUUGACAAGGACCAAGAAUGCAACAGUGAAACCGGCGGCUGGGACUGGUGGAAGAGGAGCCUUGAGGUUAAGUCCCCUGCUCUCGCAGCGCGCUCACCUGACGGUUUUGGAUGCGCCGAUGACAAUAAGAGAUGUGGUUGGAUGUGCAUCUCCAAGGAUGAGCAAUGCUGUGGCAACCAAGGCAGCUGCAGCGCGAAUGAAGAGUGUCACAAAAACGAUGAUGGCGGGUACGGCUGCUGUGCCAAGGGUGAGACUUGCACAAACACUAAUGGCACCUGGCUCAAUGGAGUCAGGGAAGUUGGCAAUGAUAUCAAAGAUGGUGUGAAGAGUGUCGUCAAUGGUGGAGCUGCUGACUUGAGGCCCGGCAUGGUUGCUGUCGGGACGAUGGCCUCUCUGUUUGUUGUUGCCAUGAUGCUUUAG
This is a messenger RNA of Aspergillus oryzae RIB40, 1305 nucleotides long. RefSeq lists its product as uncharacterized. The record is from RefSeq and is a predicted model, not a curated record. The transcript has a single exon. The coding region runs from base 1 to 1305 and encodes 434 amino acids. NCBI's taxonomy places the organism in Eukaryota, Fungi, Ascomycota, Eurotiomycetes, Eurotiales, Aspergillaceae.